This is a messenger RNA of Cannabis sativa, 3506 nucleotides long. Its product is annotated as receptor-like protein EIX2. Gene Ontology annotation, biological process: hormone-mediated signaling pathway. Gene Ontology annotation, molecular function: protein binding. The record is from RefSeq and is a predicted model, not a curated record. The transcript has 3 exons. Gene Ontology annotation, cellular component: plasma membrane. Lineage: Eukaryota; Viridiplantae; Streptophyta; Magnoliopsida; Rosales; Cannabaceae. Bases 859 to 3354 code for a protein of 831 amino acids.
GAGAAAGAAAAAGAGUGAUUGUGGUUUGUAGUGGUGUACGAGGAUUUGGAGUCCUAUAUAUAUGUUAUAUAUGAAUCCAUAAUUAAAUAUAAUUAAUAAUCUAUUAUUAUAUUACUUUCUCAAUAUGAUCAAGUUAUACUUUUGUUGUUGCUAGCCACGAUCUGUAGUAGUCCAGUAUGGAGUAGUAGUAAUUGCAUAGAGAAGGAGAGACAAGCUCUUCUCGACUUGAAGAAAGGCUUUGUCGAUGAUGACAAUCUUCUAUCCUCAUGGACAAGUAGUAGCUCAGAUUGUUGUGCAUGGAAAGGUAUCAGCUGUCAUAACUUAACUCAUCAUAUUAUCACUCUUGAUCUUCAUUCUGAGUCCUACAAAGACCAGUUGGGUGGUGAAAUUGGUCCUUCUUUGCUUGAAUUACAAUAUUUGAGGUACCUCGAUUUUAGUUACAAUCAAUUUACUAAAAUUCCUGAGUUUAUUGGUUCUUUAAGUAGACUCACAUAUCUCAACUUUGAAGGCAAUCCUAUUUUGUCCAUUCCCUCUCAGCUUGGGAACCUCACAAGGUUGCGAUUUCUCAAACUAGGUGGUACUUAUGAUAACAUCAUUAGUACUAAUCUUGAAUGGCUUUCUCAUCUCACUUCUCUUAGAAUCUUAAGGUUGAGUUACAUCAAUAUAACAAAUUCGAAAUCCACAGAUUGGUUUCACUUGAUUAAAAGAGCAAAAUCUUUAUCAAGUUUAGAGUUAUAUGGAUGUAUACUUCAACCAAUAGAUCAUAUCUUCACCAACAAAAAUUCUUCAAAUUCUCUCACCAAUCUUGUUAUUUCAGACAGUACCAUACCUCCCAAAACACUUCCUUGGUUGCUAAAUAUGAGUACCAAUCUAGUUAAUCUCACCUACUUGUUCGCAGAUUACAAAAUAGAUGGUCCUCUUCCAAAUUCUCUAAAGCGAAUUGAAUUAGGGGCCGAUCAAAUUGAAGGUGGAAUAGCAAAUUUAUUGGGGAACCUUUGUAAUCUUCAGGAGUUAAGAUUAUCGAAUUGUAAUACAACUCUUUUUGAUGUUUUAGAAAGUCUUAAUGGUUGUGCUAAAGAUUCCUUAGAAAUUUUAGAUUUGUCAGAUAACCAACUCAGAGGAUCCUUUCCUAAUCCUCAAGCAUUUCCCAUCUUUCUAAGGGAAUUAUACUUGAGUGGUAACCAAAUAGAAGGACCAUUGCCCAAAUAUAUAUCAAUGUUUUCACACCUUAAAGUGUUGGAUGUCUCUUCCAAUAAACUUAACGGUACAUUACCUGAAAGUAUAGGUGAUCUUCAACAUCUUGAGAUAUUGGAUCUCCAUUCAAACUCUUUCACUGGUACUUUACCUGAAAGUAUUGGUGGGCUUCAACAUCUUAAGACAUUGCAUCUCUAUUCAAACUCUUUCACUGGUACUUUACCUAAAAGUAUUGGUGAGCUUCAUCAUCUUGAGAUAUUGGACCUCUCUUUAAACUCUUUCAUUGGUACUUUACCUAAAAGCAUUGGUGAGCUUCAGCGUCUUAAGACAUUGGAUCUCUAUUCAAACGCUUUCACUGGUACUUUACCUAAAAGUAUUGGUGAGCUUCAACAUCUUGAGAUAUUGGAUCUCUCUUCAAACUCUUUCACCGGUACUUUACCUGAAAGUAUUGGUGAGCUUCAAAAUCUUGAAGAAUUGUAUCUCGAUUCAAACCAUUUCACUGGUACUUUACCUGAAAGUAUUGGUGAGCUUCAAAAUCUUAAAGAAUUGGAUCUCUCUUCAAACUCUUUCACUGGUACUUUACCUGAAAGUAUCGGUGAGCUUCAGCGUCUUGAGACAUUAUAUCUCUCUUCAAACUCCUUCACGCUGCUUACUGAAGUUCAUUUUAAAAAGCUUUCCAAAUUGAAGGAUCUUUAUUUAUCUGAUAACUCCUUAACAUUGAGCUUCAAUUCCACUUGGGUUCCACCAUUUCAACUAGAUUAUGUACAUUUGAGGUCUUGCAAGUUAGGUCCACAAUUUCCUACUUGGUUCGAAAACCAAAAAAAUAUCUCUUCAAUUGAUAUUUCAAAUUCUCAAAUUCACGAUGAAAUUCCUGCUAAUUGGCUUUUGAGUAGUCCGCCAUAUUUUCUAAAUUUAUCUUCAAAUCUAUUGCGUGGUCCUAUUCCACCUCAUCUAUCGAAUGUGAGCAUAUUGAUUCUUUCAAAUAAUAGAUUUACUGAUCUAAGGACUUUUCUUUGUUAUCCAUUACAAGGAUCAAUAAAAGUUCUUGAUAUUUCCAAUAAUAUGUUAAGUGGAAGCCUUCCUGAUUGCCAAUGGAAUAUGAAGGAAUUGAUUGUUUUGAAAUUAGAUAACAAUAAUUUGUCUGGAAUAAUUCCAAGAUCAAUCAGUUUGUUGAAUGGAAUUCAAUAUUUGCUUUUGGGGCAUAAUAAUUUCUCAGGAAAUCUUCCUUCAUCCUUAAAGAACUGUACACAACUUCAAGUUCUUGAUGUCGAAUAUAAUAAUUUACAAGGAACUAUACCAUCUUGGAUUGGGGAAGGACUCACAAAUUUGAUUUUUCUACGGAUAAGAUCAAAUCAUUUUUAUGGAAAUAUACCACCAAGUAUGUGUCAUCUUCAAAUUCUUCAAAUAUUUGACAUUUCCAUAAAUGCCAUAGCAGGAUUUAUUCCUUCAUGCAUAAAAAAUUUCACCUCUUCUAUGGUAAAUGAAAGGCAAGAGAGCAAUAUUGAUAUCUCGACAACAGUUGUCAUCGAAGAGAAUCGGGUUCAAAUACAAGAAGAAGUGAUUGAUCUCUCAAGUAACAAUUUGACAGGAAAAAUUCCUCAAGAGUUGACAAACCUCGUUGAAUUGGUUCAACUUAAUCUUUCAAGGAAUAAUUUGAACGAUACAAUCCCUAUGGAGAUUGGGAACUUGAAGAAGUUAGACUCUUUAGAUUUAUCCCACAACAAGCUCUCUGGUGUAAUUCCAACAAGCUUGGCAAGUAUAUCUACUCUGUCUUUGUUGGAUUUGUCGAAUAACAAAUUGUCAGGAAGAAUCCCCACCGGCACUCAACUACAAAGUUUUAAUGCUUCGGUGUACAUUCAUAACAAUGGCUUGUGGGGACCUCCAUUGACCAAUUCAUAUGUUGGAGAUGAGUCUCCAAAUGGUCCUCAAGAUCAUUUGGGUGGUGAUGAAGAUAGUGAAGAUUGGAUUGACAUGUCAUGGCUUCACAAGGGAAUUUGGGUUGGAUUUGUAAUUGGAUUUGUUGGAGUUUGUGGUAAUUUAUUACUCAACACUUCUUGGAGACUCAACAAUUUCGAUUACAUGAGAAAUAUUGGAGAUUGGAUUUAUGUGACUAUUUCUGUCAACAUAAAUUUACUGAAGAGAAGGUUCAUUAACAAUUAGAAGAAUAUUAAUACAAUAAUAAUUAAGGUGGAGAGUUCGUUGCUUUCAAGCUUGAAGAGAUUGCAAUUGGAAACAGUAAUAAAGGAGACUCCAAAAUCAUCAUCAUCUUUUAUUUAUUUGUGUUUGUAAUAUUACAAAAAGGAUUCUCUGUU